AUGUUCAAGGGAUUGCUGUGCCCUGUUCUGGAGAGACGAGCAGCACGACGGCUUGCCACCGUCGCCAACAGCGCCCGCCGCGGCGGCCGGCAACACUCGCGUCAGACGGUGCUGGAGUCCACUCGACUUCUGGAGAAGCUGCAGAAACGCCAAGGGGCUCGGCGCCCACGAACUGCACAGCAGCACCCGCGGGGCAGUGGGCUCACCAACCCACUGAACUCGACCGAGUCGUGGGCGGCGGCGCAGGCAGACGCGCUAGCGCAAGAGGAAGCGAACUGGCGGGCCGCAGAUCCGCUGCGCAAAUGGAAGGACGAGGCUGAAGAGCUACGACGGCGGCAGCAAGGGGCAGAGGAUGGGGCGCACUCCGGCUUCGGGUCCGCACAGCCCACCUCAUCAUCGCACUAUGACGCCGUGAAUGCGGACACCGGCAACAGCGCUGUGCAGGAGCGCUUUGAUGCCCUUGUGCACCGCGCACUGCUCCGCUAUGGUCCGCCGCUGCCGGUGGAGGUGGUCAUGAACAACAACGUGAUAUCCACCGCCUCCUUUGCAUCAGGCACGAGCCGAUCAGCGCAGCGCAGCUACUCUGACGCCAAAGUCGCCGCUGACAAUGGCGCGGACGGCUCUAGCGCUGUGUACUAUGAUGAGGUGGCGCUCAAGCUGCACGAGCUCAUGACGAUUCUCCGCAAGGAAGAGCCGCACUUCAGCUUACGGGACGACUGCGACGGGGUUCCACUCUCCUUGAUGGUGAAGAACUGCUGCUACCUGCGUGCCUUUGGUGGCAAGGUGAACUACAUGCGCUUUGUGCGACGGCUGCGCGCGGAUGAGCUGCACUCGGGCGGCAACAGUCAAGGUGGAGGGGCGCAAGGCGGACACGAGGCAAGCGCGGCAGUGGUUUUGCUCGGCAAGUACAUGAUGCGCGAGCUGCCUCCGCAGGACGGACUCCGUAAAGGCCCGCAGCCGUGGCGCUACACCUAUCGAAUGAUCUGA
Molecule: messenger RNA, 987 nt
Organism: Leishmania mexicana MHOM/GT/2001/U1103
Lineage: Eukaryota; Euglenozoa; Kinetoplastea; Trypanosomatida; Trypanosomatidae
Exons: 1
Coding region: 1-987 (328 amino acids)
Source: RefSeq, a predicted model, not a curated record